AUGUCGAGGAAUAGUUAUCUAAUUGUUGGAGGUUUGGGUUUUAUUGGAUCGAACAUCGUCAGUUAUAUUUUCAACGUUGAAGCAGAUAGCGAAUUAACGGUGCUUGACAAAAUUUUCCAAAAUUCAAACGCAUCGCGUAUCUCAGAGAAUAUUUGGAAAUCCGAUCGUUUUCGCUUUGUCAACGGUGAUGUUUGCAAUGAAAAAUUGGUUGCCACUAUUCUUAACAAGUAUAAAAUAAAUAUAAUAGUUUCAUCAGCAAUAAUAAGGGAAUCUGAUGAUUUCGAUAUAAUUGAAAUGGCACGAAAUAAUUUAUUAGGAUUAACACAUCUUGUCGAAGCCGUGCGCAAUUAUACGAAAAUUAUGAAAUUUAUCUACAUUAGCUCAGAAGAAGUUUAUGGAUCAGUGACACCAAAAGUCGAAACGGUUCUAUUAAAGCCAUCCGAACCACUUGCAGCAAGCCAGAGUAGUGCAGAGGCAGUGCUGAAUUCAUAUGCGGUUAGCCACAAGAUACCAAUUAUAAUUGUUCGGCUGGCAGAAAUUGUCUACGACUGUAGUUCAACGAUUCAGCGAUUUUUUGGAGUGUUGCACGUUCAGGACGCUGUUCGCGGUGUCUAUGCUUGCAUCCAGUGCUCAAAAUCACCUGAAAUAUACAAUUUUGGUUCAGCUUAUGAUCUAACAACUGAACAGUUGCAAACAAUUGUCUGGAAAGCCAAAUCUAGAGAAUCAAUUCCAACUAUUAAUUUAGCACCAGCAAUGAUGAAUUCUUCAAAAGCCAAGUCGGAUUUUAAUUGGCAGCCGGAAAUAAACCUUAUAGAUGGCAUUUUUGAAGUAGUUGCCAAUUAUAACAUUUGUUCUAAUGUUACUGUCCCAUCGAAGAAUAUGUUUAAGUAUCUUAUAUACGGCGAAAAUAAUUGGAUAACUCAUCAAUUUAUAAAAAUGCUCGAUGAAAAGGAUUUUUUAUAUAUGAAAAGUGAGAAAGUUAUUGAAAGUAUCACCGAGGACGAAUUGAUUACAGAAAUUAUUCAAGUCGCUCCAUCACAUAUCAUAUCUUUUAUCAGCUUCAUUCAUGGUGCAGAUGAAGAAGCCAUUAUCGGUCUUGAAGGCAGUCCGCAUAAGUUAAAGCAAAACUUACAGAUUAAUUUAUAUGUAUCUUGGAUUUUGGCGAAUAUCUGCGAGAGAUUUGGAAUUCAUCUCACUAAUAUUAAUCCUGGAUGUGUCAUUCAUAAUAAAAAUGGUGCAUUGAGUCUAAAAUUAUACUCCACGAUCGAGACAAUGGAAAUCCAUGGUUUUAAUCAAUUAAAAAGCAGUUAUGAGAUUGUUCACGCAUUCAGUCAACGCUUACUUCGUUAUUAUCCAAAUUUGCUCAAUAUUUAUAUAUAUUUACCUGUUAGCAGUGAAAUUGAUGCAGAAAAUAUCAUCAUAAAGUUAAUGCACCAAUCAUAUAUCUCGAAUAUCUCAUGUCCUAUAACUGUACUUUCUGAUUGUUUACCAAUUCUACUCUCUCAUAUUAACGAGAAAGAUCGUGGUACUUUGAAUCUUAUGAAUCCAGGAACUGUGAGGUUGGAAGAGAUCAUGGAAAUGUGCAAAAAUAUUAUUGAUCCUAAUUUGCAUUACGAGAUAGUUCCUUGCAAGAAUGACGAUAAUUCGCAGAGAUGGGAAUUUCUGACAAGAGUUGACGAGUUUCAUCCUGAAAUUCAACCAGCUGUGGAAGCUCUAAAGAAGUGCAUCGAGGACAUUGCGAUAGCAAAGAAAAAUGCUCUAAAAAUAUAGAAAUAUCUUAAAAUUUGGGCAAAUCGUGGAGCAGGUGAGGUCAUUGUAUGUGUAAUUCCUGGUCCUCCAAGCAAAUGUCUUAUAAAAAUUGGUCGAGUCCGGGUGCUUUUAGGGUUGAAUGUUCGAAUUCUUGGUUCUGGAAUUUGGACUAUUAUGAUAAAGCCAAACGAUUUGUUAAAAAAAUUUGAAAAAAGAGAAAAAAUACGAAAAGCACAGCUACUCUAUGAACCCUGGAUGGACAAUGAGCCAGCGCCACCAAAAUCGAAAGAUUAUACUCUGUCACCACCUCAUUAUCCAAAAUUAAAAAAUCGAAGUCAAUACAUAUUCGACCAAGAAUACCUAAAAUCUGUAUCGAAUACACCUGUUACACCUACAAUGCCCAGAGCUUCAUCAGCUGCGGGUUCAGUGAGUUCAAUGACGAUAGCUUAUCCAGACUCUCCAGCAAAUAAAACUCCAAAACCGACUUUUGAGAGACGUAAUAAUUUCUUAAGUACAAUAUUUGUUAUUUGCUAG
Molecule: messenger RNA, 2283 nt
Organism: Dracunculus medinensis (Guinea worm)
Lineage: Eukaryota; Metazoa; Nematoda; Chromadorea; Rhabditida; Dracunculidae
Source: the annotation of a GenBank genome assembly